AUGGCCGACACUCCCCCUCAUCCAGACCUCUACAAGAACAUCGCUGCACCCUUGAUUGCCUACUCUGCCGUCUGUCAGAUCGUAAUCCUGAUUGUCGUGUCUCUGCGCUUCUACAUCCGGCUCCGCCUCCUUCGGAAGUUUGGGGUGGAUGAUAUGGCCCUUGCAGCAACACUGACCGCAACGAUCGGUUCAAUGAUCGGAAUCGCCUAUGCGAGCCGGCUCGGGCUAGGUCGUCAUCUCGACGUCCUUUCAACGGAUGACAGGUCAGCGUUGUUCAAGCUGCUCUUCUUCGCGUCCUUGGGCUAUCAUGUCACCCUCAUGCUGCUCAAGUCGACCUUCCUCCUCCAGUUCCGGCGCGUUUUCCCACUCCCCAACUUCCAACGGCUCUGUGAUAUCUUCUUAGCCUUCCUGGGCGUGUGGACUGUCGUCGGCCUCAUUGGAGGUGCUACCGUCUGCCUUCCCGUCUCCAAAAACUGGGACCUUGAAGAUCCGAUUUGGGCGUGUGAACCGCGUUUCUGGUUUUGGCUGGCCCACGGCAUCGUCCAUCUUAUCACGGACCUCCUCAUCUUCAUCAUGCCACUACCCAUGUUGAAAACGUUGCCUCUGCCGCCGCUGCAUAAAAUCGUCCUGAUUGCCGUUUUCUGUUUAGGGUUCUUAACCUGCAUCAUCUCUGGCCUUCGCUUGACGACGCUACACUCAGCGCUUCGGGACCGAGAUGUGAGCUAUACGUCAGCCUCUACCGCAUAUUGGUCCCUAGGGGAAGUUGUGUGUUCGAUCGUGUGCCUUUGCAUACCCACACUCCGCCCACUUGUGGGGAGUUGUUGCGCUCAUCGGUUGGGAGAGGGGAAUAUCAUGGAGCGCGGGUCACGGAGGUUCGGAUUUUACGCCAUUAGCUUACCGAGCACAGUCGGGCCCCCAAGUCCAUUACCAAGACUGCAAGAACCUCCAAUACCAAUUAAUGAUAGAGCAUAA
This is a messenger RNA of Chaetomium fimeti, 972 nucleotides long. RefSeq lists its product as uncharacterized. Lineage: Eukaryota; Fungi; Ascomycota; Sordariomycetes; Sordariales; Chaetomiaceae. The coding region runs from base 1 to 972 and encodes 323 amino acids. The record is from RefSeq and is a predicted model, not a curated record. The transcript is spliced from 5 exons.